UCGGCGAGUACGAUAUAAGAAGAGUCGUAAGGAAAUUGCGUUGAUCUUUACGGAAAGCAAGAAAGCGACGAGGACUUAUCUUAUCUCUGAACGAUAUUACGUUACCUUAAUCGGUUGUCUAUAGAUUCCAGUCCAGCGGCAGAAUUUCGAGGAAUUGUGCACACGCGGCAAGUCUUUCUGUGAACAAUUUCGCUCAAAUAGAUAUGUCGUGUUUGAGAUCGAGUUAUUUAUCGACAGAAUGAGUUUUGAGCUGGAAAAAAUACCCGAUAACGACGGACAAAGUAGUUCCUCAUCUAAUGAAACAGAUGAAGAUGAUGCCACUCUCCCGGAACCGUCAGAAUCAUUCGUUGUGAACGAAAUCACUAAAAAAUUCGAAGAAUUACGCCAGCGACGAGAAGACCUACAUAAGGCUUUCGUGGAAUGGAUACCAAAGAGGAAAAACACCAGAGACCAACUGCAAGAGUUGGCCACAAAACUUCACGAACAUCAUAGAAAUGUAAAUAUAUCAACCGUCACAGGGGCGUCCUUGGGUACUGUGGGAGGAGUCCUUUCAAUUGCGGGCCUCAUCGCUGCACCCUUCACCUUCGGAGCCGGGCUCGUAGUCUCACUCGUUGGCGCCGGGAUUGGAGGCACGGGAGGUCUGGUGAUGUCUGGUUCCAAAGUAGUUGAGAUAAUUCUCACGAAGUUAGGAUUAAAAGAAGUACAAGAAGCCAUUGAUGUGGACAGGGAAGCUUGUGCGCAACUGCAAGAAAAGUUGGAAACUCUUGAGAACUUCAUCUACGACCUAGCAGAGUUUCUGAAACCUCUUCACGACGAUGCACAGUUAAAAAGAGAAUUAGAAGGCAGUGGUUUUACAUUCCUUCAAAAUCUAGCCUCAAGUGAAUUCGCGACUUCUCCCGAAGAGAAAGUGGAAUUCGGCGCCAGAUUCUUCCGGGUUUUUUCGUCCGCGGCGUCAGUCUCGGCCUCAGCGUUCGCUACCGCGGGAACUUUGGCGCGAAGCGCGGCUUUGGCAGGAACACGCGUUGCACACGUGGCCGGUUCAAUAGUAAGCGCGGCUCUUCUACCUUUGGACAUCACUUUACUAGUGAAAUCGUCUUUAGAGCUUCAAAGAGGCUCAACUUCUAAGGCGGUGGAAGAUAUCAGGCAGAUUUUAAGCGAGCUGGAAUGCCCAGAAGAGGAAGAGAUUCAACUCAUGGUGGAGAGUUUUAUCGACGAAAAGUUUACUGAGGCCUAUAAUGAUGACAUAGGCAAAGGCGAAGAUGACAAAGGCAAAGAUGACAAAAGCAACGGCGAAGACGCCACAGGAAAACCAAAAAAUGGUGGCGCGAACAAUGAUUACAUUUUAUUGCCAGAAGAAGUUUAUGUCCAAGUCAUAACGAGAUUCCGAGAAUUAGACCGGUUGGGGGAAGACUUGAUUAACACCUUUAAGCAGUGGAUACCGAAGAGGAAACGCACUAUGGAAAAACUGGAGGAACUUGCAUCCAAAUUACACCAGCAACAUAUAAAUGUGAGUAAAUCGACCAUAGCAGGUGCUUCCGCGAGUACCGUAGGAGGAAUCCUAGCGAUAGCGGGCCUGAUCGCCACGCCCUUCACUUUUGGGGCCGGGCUUGUGGUCUCCCUCGUUGGCGCCGGAAUUGGAGGCACAGGAGGCCUGGUGAUGUCUGUUUCCAAAGUAAUCGAGAUAAUCCUCGCAAAGCUAGGAUUGAAAGAGGUUCAGGGAGUCAUUGACGAGGACAAGGAAGCUUGCACGCAACUGCAAGAAAAGUUGGACAUCCUUGGGAGGUUCAUCUCCGACUUCAGAGAAAUAGAAAGCAAUGGUUUUGAAUUUCUCCACAAUCUAGGCGGAGGGGAGUUCACGACUUCAACUGAGGAGAAAAUAAAUUUCUCUGCCAGGUUUUUCCGAGUGUUUUCGGGUGCGGCUUCGAUAGGGGCAGGAGCUGUUGCUGCAGGUGCUUUCGCUCGAGCUGGGGGUCUGGUGAGAGCGGGUGCUGCCGCGGGCGCGGGCGCGGCCAACUUAGUCGGAGGAGUUGCUGGCGCCGUGCUGUUACCUCUGGAUAUCUACUUGCUGGUGAAAUCGUCUUUAGAGGUGCAUAGAGGCUCAACUACGCAGGUUGUGGAUCACAUCAGAAAGUUACUAGGCGAAUUGGAAUGCCCAGAGGAAGAGGAGAUUCAGGAGAUGGUACGGAAAUUCAUCACCAAGAAAAUAAGGGAGGCCUUGAAUGAUGGGGAUUCAAACGAAAUAUAAAGAGAAAACGGUGAUGACUUAAGACAGGCCGAAACUGUAGCGAUUCAUUAAUCAAAGAGGAACGUCAGUAGCGAUAACAAUAGAAUGAAACCUUGGUGAAGCAGAUUAGAGCCUUUGUUAAAUAAGUUUUUUGUCGUAGAUUGGAAAACUGUGCACCCCUGUAAGUCGUGUCCAGUUCAGCGAUUCAAUGUGUUAAACGGUAAAGCCGCAGAAUGUUGAGUA
Molecule: messenger RNA, 2467 nt
Organism: Pocillopora damicornis (cauliflower coral)
Lineage: Eukaryota; Metazoa; Cnidaria; Anthozoa; Scleractinia; Pocilloporidae
Product: apolipoprotein L3
Biological process (GO): lipoprotein metabolic process; lipid transport
Cellular component (GO): extracellular region; membrane
Molecular function (GO): lipid binding
Source: RefSeq, a predicted model, not a curated record